GGGCGCAGGCGCACUUGCGGCUUCGCGUCCGCCGCGACCCGGGUGGAAGUUCCCCAGUGGAGGCGGAAACAGACAGUCUUGUGGAUGGCCCCGCUACCGGGGGCAGAGCUGGUCCAGAGGCCGCUGCAGCUCUACCGAUACCUGCUGCGCUGUUGCCGGCAGCUGCCCACCAAGGGCAUCCAGGAGCACUACAAACAUGCCAUCAGGCAGGUGGGAGCAGGGUACGCUGCACCUAGGGCAGGUGGGGGGUGCUUUCUCUACUAG
Molecule: messenger RNA, 264 nt
Organism: Hipposideros armiger (great roundleaf bat)
Lineage: Eukaryota; Metazoa; Chordata; Mammalia; Chiroptera; Hipposideridae
Gene: LYRM9
Product: LYR motif containing 9
Exons: 2
Coding region: 85-264 (59 amino acids)
Source: RefSeq, a predicted model, not a curated record